Paramecium primaurelia is the source of this 373-nucleotide messenger RNA. Lineage: Eukaryota; Ciliophora; Oligohymenophorea; Peniculida; Parameciidae. The record is from the annotation of a GenBank genome assembly.
AUGAUAAAUUCACAAAGUGAUGAUGGUGAAUAACCUGUAUCAAGUGUGCAAGCAAUUGAAAAACCCUAAAAAUUUAGCUUAUUUGAUUUGAUUGUAGGAUUGUCAAUAUUUAGUGUUUUAUUUUUUCAAUAAUGCAUGGCUGAAAUAUUAUUUCCAAUUGGAUUUAUUUUUUUGAUGAAUGGAAUACUCUAUAAAUGUAAUAGAAGAAUUGAUUAAUUUAUGAUUGGUCUAUUUUAUGUUGUUUAAUUAUUUGCAGUCUGGGCAUUAACAUAUCAUGAUUUCGAAGAGUGUCGAAUAGGAUAUGUACUAGUCGUUAUUUACGUAGUUGUAAUAUUUUGCUUCAUUACAAGUAGCAUGAUUAUAUUGACAUGAC